AUUGCUUAUCCUUCACUCAAACCUAUAUAUAUGUUUUUCAUAUAUAUCAUUGUCACGAACUUCUUUAACUUCACUUCCAAUUCAUACUCAGAUGUUUCCAUCUCAUCCAAAUCAUCAAUUCUUUGAGACCCAACAAAAUUUUCUUCUGUAAAUCAGGUAAUUGGUUGGUGGGUUUGUUGAAUGGGGAGUUAAAAGCUUUGUAUUUUGGGGAUAGAGAGAGUUUACCUAGGAAUUGCUGAUGAUGGGUGGCUAGAUACAUAGAAAUACACGUCAGUUAAUAAUUUUUUAUGUAUUGGUGUGAUCAUCGAAGGAAUGGUGUUGUUGAGUUGAGACAAUUUUGAGUACUUGAAAGCUCUAAUCAAGAGCUAUUCUUGAAAUGGUUUAAUGGGGAAGCAAGGGUCUUUGAGAAGUCCACGCCCCGAGUACACGAAUUUCGGGGUAUCAUUUGGAGCAAAGGACUCUCAGAGUAGAUCUUUGGAAACCCAACAAGGCGGUGAUGCUUUCGUAGGGAGGAGAGUGAGCAGUGUCGAUUAUAAAUGGGACAAAGAUGCUUUGCUUCAUGGGUUGAGGAAUGUCCCUACAAAAUUGAGUGCAUGCAAGGGUGUCUGUGGUGUGAAAAGGCAUAUAUGGUUUCGGAAUCACCUCCAAUCAAUGGUUCUUACUGUUGGGUUGAUGGUUUUUCUUUUCCUCUUGGACUCUCUCGUGGUCUCUGUUCUUGAUCACGCAAAUAGUUUACCUUUGAGAAAAUCAAUCAAGCCAAAGGAGGUUAGGACUUCUUUUGUUAAUGAAGGAAACAAACCAGUACAGAUGUAUGACCGACUUAUGAAUUUGGCUUCUAGUGCUCUUGCAGAGAAGGAGUUUCGGCAAGAUUCAUCAAAUUUCUGGGAGGAACAAAAUCAUCAGGCAUCUCUCUGGAGACCAUGUGCAAAUAGAAAGAGUCGAACAAAUCUAGUUGAAGUUGUUGGGGCAGGUAAAACCAAGAAGAGCAUCGGUUUUAUAUUGGUCAGCGCAAAUGGUGGUCUAAAUCAACAGCGAGUUGCUGUAUGCAAUGCAGUUGCUGUUGCAUCUCUACUUAAUGCUACAUUAGUUAUUCCCAAAUUUCUUUACAGCAAUGUAUGGAAGGAUCCCAGCCAGUUUGGUGAUAUCUAUCAAGAAGAGCAUUUCAUGAAUAGCUUGAAGGAUGACAUAAAUAUUGUAAAGGAGCUCCCGUCUCAUUUGAAAUCACUGGACUUCAAAGCAAUUGGUAGUCAGAUUACAGAUGCUGAUAUUCCAAAGGAGGCUACACCUGCUGAUUACCUUAAAACUGUACUUCCUCUCCUAUUGAAGAAUGGAGUUGUUCACUUCCUUGGAUAUGGAAAUCGACUUGGUUUUGAUCCAUUGCCAUUUGAACUACAGAGAUUAAGAUGCAAAUGUAACUUCCACUCUCUAAAGUUCGUGCCCAAAAUUAAACAUGCCGGUUCACUAUUGAUCAAGAGGAUAAGAAACAAUGAUGCUGCUCGGAGUAUGCUGGACAAGCAACUCCUUGGAAACUUCAUCUCAAAUAUUCCCUUGGAAGGGAAGGAUCUUGUUAGUGGACCAUCCAAAUAUAUUGCUUUGCACUUGAGAUUCGAAGUUGACAUGGUCGCCUACUCUCAAUGUGAAUUUGGAGGUGGAGAAGACGAGAGAAAGGAACUCCAAGCUUACAGAGAAUCCCAUUUUCCGCUUCUAAUUGACCGCUUGAAGAACUCAACUCCUGUUUCUCCAACAGAAUUAAGAAAGUUGGGUAGAUGUCCAUUGACGCCGGAAGAGGCAGCACUUGUUCUUGCUGCUCUCGGUUUUAAGCAUGGAACGUUCAUCUAUCUUGCUGGGUCUCGGAUAUAUGGGGGACGGUCCAGGAUGAGUCCCCUAACUAGUCUGUAUCCCAAUUUGGUUACAAAGGAAGAUCUUCUCUCACCAAGCGAACUUGCACCAUUUAGGAAUUUUUCUUCUCAGCUAGCAGCACUGGACUUCAUCGCCUGUGCCACCGCUAAUGUAUUUGCCAUAACAGACUCAGGGAGCCAACUAUCAUCCCUAGUGUCGGGUUUCAGAACUUAUUAUGGUGGUGGUCGUGCUCCCAACUUGAGGCCUAGCAAGAAGUGGCUCGCAGCAAUUUUGUCCAAGAAUAGCACCAUGUCAUGGGACACUUUCGAAAAGAGAACAAGGACGAUGAUAGAGAAAGGCCAAAAUGUAGACAUGAGGGGCUAUGGAAAAAGCAUUUAUCGACAACCAAGGUGUCCAGAAUGCAUGUGUAAAUAGCACAUUAGUGUUUUGAUUUCUAAUCUUCCUUCUCAUAUUCUUUUGUAUUCAGUAAAUAAUACCUCAGAAAAUCAUUGCAUUCAA
Messenger RNA from Camellia sinensis, 2358 nucleotides. Its product is annotated as O-fucosyltransferase family protein. The record is from RefSeq and is a predicted model, not a curated record. NCBI's taxonomy places the organism in Eukaryota, Viridiplantae, Streptophyta, Magnoliopsida, Ericales, Theaceae.